Molecule: messenger RNA, 2598 nt
Organism: Talaromyces proteolyticus
Lineage: Eukaryota; Fungi; Ascomycota; Eurotiomycetes; Eurotiales; Trichocomaceae
Exons: 3
Coding region: 99-2306 (735 amino acids)
Biological process (GO): RNA 3'-end processing
Cellular component (GO): nucleolus; TRAMP complex
Molecular function (GO): poly(A) RNA polymerase activity; mRNA binding
Source: RefSeq, a predicted model, not a curated record
CAACUUUUCGAUCUGCCAGCGAAGUGUCGCAUUCUCCAGUCAGGCGUUUCUUUCGCACAUCAAUCAGAAGGCUUACAAUUUGUGGACGGGAACUCGCCAUGUUCGACUACGAGUUUCGAGGACGUCGGGAUCGGGAUCGCGGCGAUCAUGAUCGCAGCCGAGACCGUGACCAUGAUCGUUACAGACCGCAAGGCAAUGAUCACGACCGGAGGAGACCACCACAUCAAUUCACCUUUCGCUUCCCUCCAACCUGGGACCGCCCUCUACUAUCUCGGAGGCGUGAAACCACACCGGAGCUCCUGGUUGGUCAAGUCGAUGGCCCAGAUAAACCGCAGCUCAAGUUCGCAAACCCCGAAGAACUGACUGACAGCGACGAGGCCGAGAUGGACGAGUCUGCGUCUUCUGGCGACGACAACCCGCCCCGAAAAAGACGCGCCCUAGAAUCUGCCGUCAGCAAUACGAUUGAAGGACCCAAAUGGUCGAAUCCGGAUCCAUACACAGUGCUACCUCCUUCCGACGAGCCUCAGAACAAGCGGGUAGAUGUUGUCAAACUUAUUCGCAAGGCCCGUCUUGCUGCCACUGCGCCGACGAGUAAUGAGGCGGUUACUACAAAUGAAGACUAUAUAUCCUUCGAUAUGGAUGACGGCGACCUCGUGGACGAAAACCUACCUCCAGAAAAUGCUCCUACCGGGCCAAGGGCACUACGAAUGCGUCCCAACGAACCUGUCGCAGGGAAAAAGCGUACACGAGAUGAUGAGGUGAAGGUAUUUACAGGAAAAUUCGGAAAGGUCGGGUACACUUCAAAAGGUGAUAUUGUUAGUGUGUGGCAAGCUGAUCCAUCUGAUAAUGCAAGUCCCUGGCUCGAGCUGAUGGAGCCUACACUACACCUCGGCACUAGACUUCACAACGAGAUUUUAGCGUUCUAUGACUGGGUCAAGCCACGCCCGUAUGAGGACAUGAUUCGGCAAGACCUUGUUAGUAGGAUACAGAAGGUAUUUGAUGCGCAACCAAAGUUUCGGGGCAUGGAAGUACAGCCAUUUGGAUCUUUUGCGUCAGGCCUCUAUCUCCCUGUUGCCGACAUGGACUUGGUUUUGCUUUCACCCAGUUUUAUACGUAAUGGGAGGGAAACCUUUAUUCCACGUAGACGGGGCCAUAGCAGCCAAGUCUCAAUAUAUGAAAUAGCCAGGGUUUUGGAGAGGUCUGGCGUUGUUGCUUCAAGCUCUAUGGAGAUAAUUGCAGGCGCUAGAGUCCCUAUUCUCAAAUGGGUUGAUCGUUUGACUGGCUUGAAAGUUGAUAUGUCGUUUGACAACGAUAGCGGCAUUCGUGCCAUUCAGACUUUCCAGAAAUGGAAACAAGCAUACCCAAUGAUGCCCGCUGUUGUUGCCAUUAUCAAGCAGUUCCUACUAUUGCGUGGCUUGAAUGAGGUACCAACUGGCGGCUUGGGAGGAUUUUCAAUUAUCUGUCUGGUUGUCAGUCUCUUGCAACAUACGCCUCACUCGUUGGAUGGGAAAGGCCCCUCUCUGGGCAGCAUUUUGAUGGACUUUUUUGAUUUCUACGGAAACAAAUUCGAUUUUUCAUCGGUUGGGAUUCGACUGGAGCCUCCGGGAUUUUUCAACAAGAUUGUCUAUAGCCAAGAUAGGAAACCACGAUUAUCUAUUGAGGAUCCUAACAAGCCGGAUAACGACAUAUCUGUUGGAACCAAAGAGAUUGAUUUGAUUUUCAAAAGCUUUUCCAGGGCAUAUUAUGCAUUGAAAACUCGAAUGCAGCACUUGGCAAUUUCGCAGCAUCAGACUAAUAUUUCAUUUCUGGACACAAUCUUAUCGGCGUGCUAUGAUGAAUAUGCAGAGCAGCGAUCUCAAUUACGCACAAUUUUUGAGACAGAACCUAGAUUUGCACCUCAUCUGCGACUUCUGACGCCUCCACCUCCGCCACCUGAUGGUCCAUCAGAAUCGGAAUAUGAUCCAGAGGAUGCUCCCGUUCCACCUCCACCGCCUUCCGUUCCAGCUACAGCAGCUUCCGGUUUGACUGCUAAGGAAACGAGUGCUGUCAACUCGUCUAAAAAGAAGGACGGCAAGAAAUCUCCGAAACGCCAGGAUAGAGAGGAGAAAAAACCGUCCAAAAAGGAUAAAAAAGCGAAAUCUGCACGAGAGCGAGCAAUGUGUCUUCGAAUUCUACUCCCAGACAGGGCUUCGGCAAUCAAAGAUCAGAUCGGUCACAAUGAAGCGUUCGAAUUUAGUGGCUAUGAAGAUUCUCGUAAAUUUUGGAGCGACAUGGCUAAGGUGAAGAUAAAGACUUCAACGGCCUAGUAGUGAGGUGCAUUUAUCGUCCUAGCUCUGUUCUGCUUUUUUGCAUCAUAAAGGAGUUGGAGGCUUGGUGUUGGUUUUCAUUAUAUUUUUGAGUCUGAUGAGCUUCUGUCUUUUCCAAUUACGAGAUACCAUGACGUUUGUUCUAGCGGAGUUAUAAAGGCGAGGAAGGUCACAUUUUAUUCUUUUUGUCUUGAGUUUCGCUUGUGGAUGCUACUCACAUACCGGGCGACUUUUUUACAGAUAUCCGCUUCUAACCAGAAAUUCGAUACAGCUCAAUCAUCAACAACGUUCC